GCUCACCAUCUCCAUCUCCAUCGAGCGAGAGGGCACCAACCACUUUGGUGAUCAAGAACAUGGCCGCCGGCGGGAGGCCGGCCACCAUGCGUGCCGUCCAGUACGGCGGCUACGGCGGCGGCGCCGCCACCCUUAAGGUCAGCUCUGGUUGAUCUUACUUGCUUCAGAUUUAUCACCGGUCAUGUUCAGAACAGGGGAUUCCCAAUUUUGUCUGGAUUUCUGCCUGAGCUUUUGCUUCUCUUUUGUUUGUGAAGCACUCAUGUUUCAGACAGGAACUAUCAUUCACAUGCUCAUUAAUCUGGUUGAACUGCUAUAUAUUGCAAGGUUCAAUUUGUGCAAAACCAGGUUUGAUGUUAGUAGCUGUAUGAUCAGCAGAAAUAAACAAGUUAUGCAAAGCUCAGAAACUAACAGGUUGAGGAUAGGGAAUUAGGGAGGGAUUAGAUGUUUCAAUCUAACGGCAAUGGAGUUGACUUGGCAUGUUUAUGUCAUCAUGUGCCAUUUGGCCAUUUGCUUGGAAGUAUACUACAGAAACCAAUUUAUUUCUGCCAACUAGCGUAAGAGUUUUCCUAAUGUCAUUUUUUUACUCUGUCGGUCUAAAUAUGGGUGGACCCAUCCUGGGCUAAGGCCCACCACCAGCCCAUCCUAUUUCGGCCCACAUAAAACUAAGCAUGUUUGUGGAAAUCCCUGUUCCUUCACUCAAGAAGAAUGAAAUUCUCAUAAAAAUAGAAGCAGCAAGCCUCAACCAAGCUGAUUGGAGGAUUCAGAAAGGAUUGAUGCGCCCGUUUCACCCAAAAUUCCCAUUUAUCCCAGUAACGGAUGUUUCUGGGGAGGUCAUUGAGGUUGGCUCUGCGAUUCACGAGUUCAAAGUUGGUGACAAAGUUGUCUCCAAACUUAACCUCUGGAAAGCAGGAGGCCUGGCAGAGUACGUGGCGGCAUCGGAGAGCGACACCGUGUCCCGCCCCGCCGGAAUCUCCGCCGCCGACGCGGCAGGGCUUCCCGUCGCCGGCCUGACGGCUCUCCAGGCGCUGAGCUCCAUCGGCACCAAGUUCGAUGGCUCGGGCACCGGCGCCGACGUGCUGAUCACCGCGGCCUCCAGCGGUGUCGGCACGUACGCCGUCCAGCUGGCCAAGCUCGGCAACCACCGCGUCACCACCACGUGCGGCGCACGCAAUCUGGACCUCGUCGGCAGCCUCGGCGCCGACGAGGUCCUCGACUACGCCACCCCGGAGGGGGCCGCGCUCGCGAGCCCCUCCGGUAGGAAGUACGACUACAUCAUCAACCUCACCGACCGCGGCAAGUGGUCGGUGUUCAGGCCGCAGCUGAGCAGCAACGGUGGCAGGGUCGUCGACGUGUCCCCCAACCUCGGCAACUUCUUGGCGUCGGUGAUGACGCUCUUCUCGCGGAGGAAGAGGCUGUCGCUGGUGAUCCUGACGCUGGGGAAGAAGGAGCUGGGGUUUCUCCUCGAGCUGAUGAGGGAAGGGAAGCUCAAGACGGUGGUCGACUCGCGGCAUCCGUUCGAGAAGGCCGCGGAGGCGUGGGAGAGGAGCAUGAGCGGCCACGCCACCGGGAAGGUCAUCGUGGAGAUGUAAGAUUGUGAUCUGUACAUGCUCGUGUUUUUUUAUUAUCUUUUGAUGUUGUCACACAAACUCUUUCUCUAGUUCUUCUGAUUGCCUCGUGGUUGUAUAUUGCUUAUGAUUUUCUGAAACGUGUUGUGCAUUUGUCAAAA
This is a messenger RNA of Oryza sativa Japonica Group (Japanese rice), 1726 nucleotides long. NCBI's taxonomy places the organism in Eukaryota, Viridiplantae, Streptophyta, Magnoliopsida, Poales, Poaceae. The record is from RefSeq and is a predicted model, not a curated record.